GUGAAACAUCAAAAAAGAAAAAGAAUUCCAUGCCUCCAAUACAGAGAUAGACUCAAAUUUGAGCAAUUAUUUAUUAGCUUCUCAAAGAUAAUUUAAAUAAAAUCGAAUUAAAGGAAAAACGCCACCCUUUGACUCGUAUAGAUCCAAUUUCACUCAUUGAGAAAUUUUGGAACGGAUCGCCGCCAUAAAAUUUAACCGGAGAUCAGGGAUCUGUCCGGCAGCUCCGGCUGGAUAUUCACGAUUUCGAUUAUAGCUAUUAUUUGCAAGAACUCUUUCUUGUUUGGAAAAAAUUGAAAAAGGGGGCUGUUGAAUUUCUCAGCUACCAGUCAGUUGAGUUGGAUGAUAAAUAAUGUCCAAUCAAGAGGAAGAAGUGGAGUACGCGAAUGGUGAUUAUGAAAUGGGGGAAGUCGACGAGGAUAUGUAUUUUGCUGGUCGGAUGAUGGGAGACUCAGAGUCCGAUGAAGAAGAUGAGGAUGAAUAUGAAAAUUUGGACAACAAGAUAACCGAUACUUCUGCUGCCGAGGCAAGGAGAGGGAAAGAUAUUCAAGGAAUUCCAUGGGAGAGACUAAGCAUUUCCCGGGAAAAGUAUAGGCAGACUAGACUAGAGCAGUAUAAGAAUUAUGAGAAUAUACCACAAUCUGGCGAGGCUUCAGUGAAGGAAUGCAAGCCAACAAGCAAAGGUGGAGCAUACUAUGAGUUCCGGCAGAACACGAGAUCCGUGAAAUCAACCAUCCUUCAUUUUCAAUUGAGGAACUUGGUUUGGUCUACGUCAAAGCAUGAUGUUUACCUCAUGUCACAAUAUGUAAUCAUGCAUUGGUCUUCAUUGACAUCCAAGAAGACUGAAGUUCUUAAUGUUUCUGGGCAUGUGGCUCCACGUGAGAAACAUCCUGGAAGUUUACUAGAAGGAUUUACUCAGACUCAAGUUAGUACUCUAGCAGUGCGUGACAAUUUGUUGAUUGCUGGGGGAUUCCAGGGGGAGCUUAUAUGCAAGGAUAUAAACCGGCCAGGGGUGAGCUUUUGUACUAGGACAACUUAUGAGGAUAAUGCAAUUACCAAUGCGAUUGAUAUCUAUAACAGUCCAAGUGGUGCUGUUCAUUUCACUGCUUCAAAUAAUGACUGCGGAGUUCGAGACUUUGACAUGGAGAGAUUUCAGCUUGUUAAGCAUUUCUCUUAUCCUUGGCCUGUAAAUCACACGUCUUUGAGUCCAGAUGGUAAACUCAUAAUUAUUGUUGGAGACAAUCUUGAUGGGAUGCUUGUGGAUUCUCAAACUGGGAAGACGGUCAUGCCUCUACAUGGACACUUGGAUUUUUCUUUUGCUUCUGCAUGGCAUCCGGAUGGUAACCUAUUUGCCACCGGGAACCAAGAUAAGACUUGCCGUGUAUGGGAUGCUCGAAACUUGUCAAAGUCUGUCACUGUACUCAAAGGAAAUCUUGGAGCCAUUAGAUCAAUCCGUUUUACAUCUGACGGACAAUUCAUGGCAAUGGCUGAACCAGCAGAUUUUGUCCACGUCUAUGAUGUGAAGAAUGGUUACGAGAAAGAACAGGAGAUUGACUUUUUUGGCGAGAUCUCUGGAGUCUCUUUCAGUCCUGAUACAGAAUCCCUCUUCAUUGGCGUGUGGGAUCGCACCUAUGGUAGCCUUCUUCAGUACAACCGUUGCAGAGAUUAUUCGUAUUUGGAUUGUCUGAUAUAAUCAUUUGGUACGUUCUUGCCCAUUCUUGGAUAUGAAACUUCUGCGUUGGUACUACUGUUGCGUCGUCAAAUAAUGCUGACUAGUCUAGCAGAAAUGUGAAUUUAAGCAGCUCUGGUGCCUUUUGGUAGGGAAAAAAAUAUCGCCGUUGACUUGCCAUUUUCUUGUUGGCAUUAUGUGUAUAUUGAAAUUUCCAAUUGUAUCAUUAACUUUUCUGGAGUUAAAUGAGAACAGACUGCCUGGAAUUACUGUUUUUAAUUCAUAUUCAACACCUUGUUGCCGAA
Olea europaea var. sylvestris is the source of this 1971-nucleotide messenger RNA. RefSeq lists its product as uncharacterized. The transcript is spliced from 10 exons. NCBI's taxonomy places the organism in Eukaryota, Viridiplantae, Streptophyta, Magnoliopsida, Lamiales, Oleaceae. The record is from RefSeq and is a predicted model, not a curated record. Gene Ontology annotation, molecular function: protein binding. Bases 350 to 1690 code for a protein of 446 amino acids.